Molecule: messenger RNA, 5976 nt
Organism: Heterocephalus glaber (naked mole-rat)
Lineage: Eukaryota; Metazoa; Chordata; Mammalia; Rodentia; Bathyergidae
Source: RefSeq, a predicted model, not a curated record
UUUCUUUAUUUGUCACUCUCCUUUGCUCAUUAGUCUAUUGCGCUGAUAUUCACCUAAGAUUAAAAUCCUCCUGUUUCCCAGUGGUCUCUCUUGUCCCUUAAAUUCUGCAACAUUUCUGGAGACCACAUAAGGACUGGAGAGGACAGAGUUGGUGUCUCUUGCCUGCCAGGAGGGGCCUGAGCUGUAGGAACCCUGAGACCUCUGGUGCCACUGGGUGAGACUUCAGCUCGGAGAGGGAAUCAGCCCUCCUGAAGCCCAGAGGCUCCCUCCCUGCCAGCUCAACAGAACUUAUUGGGAUUCAGGGCGAUUCUGGAACAACAGCGUGCUACAGGACCACAACACUCCUGGCCAGAGCACUUUACAACAACCGCCCUGACUGCUCCGACGAGCUGGCUUUCUCCAGGGGGGACAUCCUGACCAUUCUGGAGCAAAACGUGCCAGAAAGUGAGGGCUGGUGGAAGUGUCUGCUUCAUGGCAAGCAAGGCCUGGCCCCAGCCAACCGCCUCCAGAUCCUCACAGAGGCCUCUGAAGACGGAUCCUGCCCUGCUCUCAGCUGUCCUCCCACCAGCGAGGAGGAGACCUACCAGGUGCCCACCAUGCUGCGCUCCUUACCGCCAGGGCCCGUGUAUGAGCCGAUGAAGAGCUGGGUGGAGGGGUCCCCACCUCCCACUGCCCAAGUCUACGAAUUCCCUGAUCCACCUUCCAGAGCCAGAAUCGUCUGUGAAAAGACUCUAAGCUUUCCAAAUCAGGCCCUCUUCGAGCUUCCCAGACCUUCGAGGGCCUCGGCGCCAGCCCUGCUCUCCCAGGUGUACGAUGUGCCUGCCCACAGCCAGCCCUCCUUGGCCUUUAAUGAGCCAGCGAAGCACCAGUUAUAUGAUAUACCAACUAGCCCCCACAAGGCAGCCUUCCAGCUCCCACCCAAACAAGCAAGUGGCCAGAGCGUUCCCCCGACACCAGCGCUGGACUUCAGAAGAGGUGGUUACAAGACAUUGCCAACCCCUCAGAAAUCAGGAUGGAUUUAUGACACACCAGUGCCUCUGGCAAAGGCCACUGUCAGAAAUGCAUCUCCAACCGGCUUCACAGAAGAGUCAAAGCCAAAUGCUGUCCCCAGUUCGGCAGCCACUGCCCUCAGUCCCCAGGGCAGCAGAGACUGGGUCCUCCAUCCGCAGCUGUGUGACAAUGUGCCCAGGCAGAAAAAGCUCAGCCUUCCUGAAAUCCCUUCCUCUUCCUUCCCAGCACCCAAUAACACAGUCCCUUCAGAUGCAGGCAUCAGCUACAAGGUGCCUUCAAGCUUUCUGAUUCCCCGAGUGGAGCAGCAGAACACCAAGCCUAAUAUUUACGACAUCCCUAAAGCAAGCUCAAGUGCAUCUCAGGCUGAGAAAGAGUUUCAAAAAGCCAAGGAGGCUCCAGAGAAUUCCACGGGCCUCAAUUCCUGCCCAUUCUCAAGAUACACAACCACUCUGUCUCCUGAGCUGGACAGAUUGUCUCUUUCCAGCUCCGACAGCAGAGCCAGUGUUCUUUCUUCAUGCUCCUCUACAUCCACUGACUCCUCCUUCAGCUCCUCCUCCUCAGAGUCAGCCAAGGAGCUCUGUCUGGAUGUGGACUCAGCCAAAGACAUGGCAAUGGCCCUGCAGCACAAGGUGGUCAGCUCUGCAGCUGGCCUACUGCUGUUUGUGAGUAGGAACUGGAGGCUCCGAGACUCCCUGGAGGUCCAUAUCCAUGCGAUCCACAGGGCCGCAGACCACAUAGCAGAGUCCCUGAGACAAUUCCUGGAUUUUGCCCAGGGAGUUCGUGGGAUCACCUGCAACCUCAGUAACAGUCACCUUCAGGCCAGAAUUCAGGAUCAGCUACAGACAAUCUCCAACUCCUACCAGAGCCUGCUGGAAGCAAAGGAAUGCCUGGACAGCUGCAAGUGGUCUCUCGACGUUCUUUUGGUGGACAAAGUCCAAAACAGCAUGGAUGACCUUGAGAGGCUUGUCAUGGUUGCACAGACGGUUCCUGAAGAUGUCAAGAGGUUUGUCUCCAUUGUCAUCGCUAACGGGAGGCUCCUUUUUAAGCAGAACUGUGAAAAAGAAGAUACAGUACAGUUGCCCCCAAAUGCAGAAUUCAAAUGUGCGAAAUGUGUCCAGCUUCCUCAAAGAGAAACGGAAUCCUACCAAAAGAACACUCCUUCUAAUAAACAGUGGGGAAAUGAACACUCCCCUAAACUAGCAGAGAAAAACAGGACAGCUGUCUGUGAACAGAUGUUACCUGGCCUAGAAGAGAAAGAAAAGUCCAUCUUAGAACGAAAGUCAGAUGAAAAUAAAAAUGUAGGACCAGUGAAUCCCAGCUUGCUACCCCAGCCCUGGAGCGGGCCGGCCCCCGAGAGGAAAGUCCCCCUUUCUGAGCACUGCCGGCUGUACUUCGGAGCACUCUUCAAAGCCGUGCGCGUGUUCCACGGCAGCCUCAGCGCCGGCCAGCCGCCCGAGGUCUUCAUCACGCAGAGCAAGCUGGUCAUCACGGUGGGGCAGAAGCUGGUGGACACGCUGUGCAAGGAGACCCGGGAGAGGGACGUGCGCAACGAGAUCCUCCGCAGCAGCGGCCGCCUGUGCGGGCUGCUCAAGUCCCUGGCGCUGGCCACCAAGGAUGCGGUGCUCAAGUACCCGAGCCCUGAGGCCCUGGGGCUGCUCCAGGCCGAGGCUGAGAAGCUGGAGCAUCAUGCGAGGCAGUUCAGAGAGAUGUUGGAAUGAGCCCUUCCUCCGGGGCUAACUCUCGUACCCAUGACCUGUGCAACUGUGCGUGAUGGGACAGGCCCGCGGGCCAUGCACAGACAGCACCGAGUCCACAGCACCACGGGGCCACGCAGCCCAGGACGCUGACCCCAAGGGGGCUCCGGAAAGAGACUCGGUAUUAAGGACGCCGUGAAGUGAGUGUACAGUGCUGGUGUCUAAGCAACUUUGUGGAGAGCAUCGUGUAACUCGUUACAUGUGUGCAUGGUUUACAUUCAUUCAUCCAACGCCUAUUUAUUGAGCACCAGUUAUGCACCAAGUUCUGGGAGCUGCCUGAGUGUCAGAGGCUGGCUGAGCUCAUGGUCCGGUGGGGGACAGACAUGAUGAAGUAAGGAAGAAAUACAUUGUCAGUACAUAGAGGAAAAAGCUGGGGAGGAGGAAGGGAAUUUAGUUUCAAAAGAUUAAUAUGUUACUUCCAUUAGAAAAAUGCAAUAUAUCCAUCCCCAGUACAAAACACAGAAAGAAAGAAAAUGUGAUACAGGGUAGGGGAUGUAGCUCAGCAGCACUGUGCCUACCUUGCAAGUGUAAGGUCCUGAGUUUGAUCCCCAGUACUGGAAAAAAAAAAGAAAAAAGAGAAAAUGUAAUGCUUUUUUUUUUCAUUUUGGAUUGAAUUAAUUCCUUGAGAUUGGUACAAAUUAUACCUGUGUCUUGGACAAAUACAUAUAUGUACAUACAUAUAUAUUUGCUAUGUUAUCUUACCCUGGUUAAAGACGCAUGCUAUAUUUGCAGCAUAACAUGCUCUGUUGGGUUCCCUAUUAACUUAUUUUGUGUACUACAGAUUCUCUGUUGAUAAACUCUACUGCUCAGAUGGGAAAGGUACUUUGGCAGUUGCAAGUCGGUUAUGGUCUAUAAUAUUAUUUAAAUAGAAUCAUGAAUGCAAACAUCAUCUGCUGCAAUCCUUUCUUUGGAAAAGUCUUGGAUCAGUGUCACCCAAGUUCUGGUGCCACAGUGAAGCCUUUGGUCUUGAUUUUGCCCUGCAGGGGCUUCUCUCUGGGGUCUGCAGCGAGUUGCUAUAGAGGUCAAGUUCUCAUGCACCUGGCCUGGUGAAUGAAGCUGUCAGCUUCAUUAAUAACACAAUCAGUGGUGCUGCAGACAGGAAAAUGUGGUGUGCUCGGGAUGCCUAUCACUGGGCACAGAUGUGGAAGUGGCCCUGGGCUCCCUUCCAGGCACACCACCUCCUCUUUCUCUCCUUGAAGCUGACUCUUGCUAGUGUUGCUAUGCUCCUGCCUCACCUCCAUGCACCUCAGACACUGUACAGCCUCAUCACCAGGAAAAGCAUCCACAGCCCCAGACCUUUGCAGUGGUACCAAGUUCAGCUCCUAUCUGUUCCUCUGCCCUUGGGCAGAAAUUAUUCACUGUGGAAGACUGGCUAUUUUUAUUGAGUGAGUCUCGGGCUCUAUAAAGAACGAUCUCUCCAUUGUGAGCCUUAGUUCUCUGCAACUGGACAGAGAGAUGGGAGGGCCACGUGCUAUGAACAGCAGGAUUUCAUCAGUUAGGAUCCUGUUCCGAGUGACAGAAAAACAUGCACAGUCUGUCUUAAGCAACAGAGGAAAUGCAUUGACUCGAAUAUCUUAAAAUAAUCUAGGGCAGCCCAGCUGUACAUCUGGCUGGUCUCCCGGGCUCCAGCAGUGUUACCGAGGAGCAGUGUCUUGAUCUCACUCUCUUCGAGUCAACUCCAAUCAUUGCAAGGUGGCUGCCUCAGAUUAUGUCCUUCUUCGUUCAUGGCCAGAGGAGAAAAAAGAGACUUCAUUGUGUGUGCAGUGGGUUAUCAGGGCCUGUCCUGGACAGCUUCAUCGUCAGGCAGGCACAGAGACACAGACAAAGACUCACACUCACACACACACACACACACACACACACACACACACACACACAGAGGCAGAGGCUCCCCAUGUCCUGAGAGAGGUGAAGUGACAGUCCUGUCAAGAGCUGAGAAGUGCCUAAGGGUUUUUUUUUUCCUACUUCAAAGAGCAAGUUUAAAGUGAAAUCGGCAAAGGGAGGAGGCACCUGGAAUGAGAUGUGGGGGGCAGCACACAUUUCCCAGAGUUGUCACCCCACAAAGGCAUGCAGGACACACUUAAUUCCUCCAGCAAUGAGCUGUGACAGCACUGUGAGUUGCGGCCAUCCAGGAAGCUCGUUGAGUGCCUCAGAGCCGAGUGUUCUCACCGGGGGUCCGAUCGUGCAAGCACCUGUCAUGUGUCCAGUCUCCCAAGAGAAAACAGGAGUCCCAGUCUGGACACUUUAGGCACAGUGAGCCAUUCUUAUCAAUUUGGGAGAUGAUGGAAACCUCCCCAAAUUCCAAGUCCCCAUUGCCAAACAGGAGCGGACCUUUUUGGCAGACCUUUCUGAGGAUGCCAGCCAGACCUGCCACCUGAGCUCCUGUCUGCACAACAAACUCUCUCCAAGCAUUCAUUGCAAGCCAGCUUAUGGUUGUCAUUUUCAAAUCAUUUGGCCGUAUUCCUCGAGCCCCAGGACUGAAAGCAUGGGAGAUUAGGUAGAUGCUGUCACACAUUGGGAUCUUAGGAAGUGACUGAAUGACAAGAGCUCUAAUCAUAAUUUGAGACGUUAUUGGGAGCUGAUGGAAAUAGGAAGUAGGCCUACUCAGAGGGAGUGGAUCAUAGAGGCCUUGAGCUUGGGGACUGUACCUGGUCCCUAGCUCCUUCCCCUUGGGGUCUUUCUCUGUUCCUCUGCUUCCUGGCUUGUAGGAAGUGAGCGGCUUCACUCUACCAGAUCCUUCCGCCAUGAUGUUCUGCCUCACCUCAGGUGCACAGCAAGGGAGCCACCCAACCAUGGAUCGAAACGUCUGAAACCAUGAGCCAAAAUAAACUUCUCAUCCUCCAAGUUGACUUUCUCAGGUAUUUGGUCACAGCAGUGAAAAGCAAACACACCAGAAUCCCUGUUAUAAUGGGCCGCAAGCAGACCUGAUAAAAAAGGGGUCAUCUUUACUGUGCUGGACAGGUUUGCUAACAAACCUCCCUCUGCUGUCGAGGGAGGCACUAGCACCAUCUUCCAAGGCUGUUGGCCACUAAUACCCUGACAAGAUGGUCCAGGGCCAAGUGCCAGGUGCUGUGCUCAGAAGAUAAAUGGAAAUGAAAGACACCCAUGGAGAACCAUCUUCCAGCAAGAUCAUCUGGCAAAAGUCAUGAAUAUUGCUGGAAGAAGAAAAAGGGAUUGUUGCAGGGAGGCAAACAAUACAUUUUUAUUGAAG